Messenger RNA from Syngnathoides biaculeatus (alligator pipefish), 2887 nucleotides. RefSeq names its product phosphodiesterase 5A, cGMP-specific, b (gene pde5ab). The transcript has 22 exons. The record is from RefSeq and is a predicted model, not a curated record. Gene Ontology annotation, molecular function: protein binding; 3',5'-cyclic-GMP phosphodiesterase activity. Gene Ontology annotation, biological process: signal transduction. Lineage: Eukaryota; Metazoa; Chordata; Actinopteri; Syngnathiformes; Syngnathidae. The coding region runs from base 72 to 2627 and encodes 851 amino acids.
GAGGGUGGGGUGGGGUGGGGUGGGGGGGUUGCCAUAUGGGGAAUCGUCGCGAAUAAAGGCAGAGCCGCGCCAUGGAGGACGACAUGAUGGAAGUGUGGCUGGACGACCACCUGGACUUCACGCGCUCCUACUUUGUCAGGAAAGCGUCCAGGGACAUGGUGAACGCCUGGUUCGCCCAACGUGUCCACGCCAUCAAGCCGCCGGCUCCCAAAGACAGCCCGUCCGGCGUCAGCAUCUCGGACCACCACUCCGCCGCGGGCCCCGGCCAGUCGCUCGGGGCCCCGACCCGCAAAAUCUCCGCGUCCGAAUUCGACCGGCCGCUCCGGCCCAUCGUGGCGACGGACCCGGAGGGCACGGUGACCUUUCUGAGCAAUGUUGACCGGGAGGGCGGCCCCCUGCGGUGCGGCGGGACGCCGGACUGCGAAAGCGGAGGAGGGAGCGCGAAGGCGGAGCGCGGCGGCGCCGACGGGGGUCGUUGCGCUCGACUGCUGGAGCUGGUGAAGGACGUUUCCAGCCAUCUGGACAUGACAGCCCUCUGCCACAAGAUCUUCCUCCACAUCAACGAGCUGAUUGCUGCCGACCGCUACUCCUUAUUUCUGGUGGGCGAGGACAGCUCCAACACCAAGUUCCUGAUCAGCCGCCUGUUCGACGUGGCCGAGGGCUCCACGCUGGAGGAAUCGUCCAGCAGCAGCAUCCGGCUGCAGUGGAACAAGGGCAUCGUCGGCCACGUGGCCGCCACGGGACAGCCGCUCAACAUCAACGACGCUUACGAGGACCCCCGAUUCAACGCGGAGGUGGAUAUGGUCACGGGUUACAAGACGCGGAGUAUUCUGUGCCUGCCCAUCAAGAACCACCGAGAUGAGCUUGUUGGGGUGGCUCAAGCUAUCAACAAAAAAAACGGCACGGACGGAGCCUUCACUCGACAGGACGAAAAGGACUUCUCGUCGUACUUGGCCUUUUCGGGCAUCGUUCUACACAACGCUCAGCUGUACGAAACGUCACAGCUAGAAACCAGACGGAAUCAGGUCCUGCUGGAACUGGCCAGUCUCAUCUUUGAGGAGCAGCAGUGUCUGGAGGUUUUACUGCGCAAGUUUGCCGGGACCAUCCUGUCCUUCAUGCGGGCCCAGGCUUGCACGGUCUUCAUCGCCGAGAACGGCUCCACACAGAACCCCUUUUCCAGUGCCUUCCAUAUGGAAUACGAGGAAGUCCUUAAUCCUCCCAAAAGGGAAACUCCUUGUGCCAACCAGAUCAACUACAUGUACGCUCAGUACGUCCUCAACUCCAUGCAGUCCCUCAACAUCGCCGACGUCGCCCUGGAUCAACGCUUCCCCUCGAUGUGCGAAAAGCAAUAUGAGACCAGUCAACAGACAAAGAGUUUGCUCUGCACUCCCAUCAAGAAUGGCAAGAAGGACAAAGUCAUAGGCUGCUGCCAGUUAGUGAACAAGAUGGACGACGCGUCGGGCGCCACAAAGCCCUUCAACAGGAACGACGAGCAAUUCUUGGAGGCGUUUGCCAUUUUCUGCGGUCUGGCCAUCCAGAAUACCCAGAUGUACGAGACCGUGGAGAGAGCCAUGGCCAAGCAGCAGGUGACCUUGGAGGUCCUUUCAUAUCACGCUUCUGCUGCUCCAGAAGAGUCCCGCCGGCUCCAGACGGCCACGAUUCCGUCGGCCCAGUCGCUGCGGCUGCUCGACUUCGGCUUCAGCGACUUCGACUUGUCCGACGCCGAAACCGCGCUGGGCACCGUGCGCAUGUUUGUCGACCUCGACCUGGUGCACAACUUCCAGAUGAAGCAAACGAACUUAUGUCAAUGGAUCCUGAGCGUCAAGAAGAACUACCGGAAGAACGUGGCCUAUCACAACUGGAGACACGCUUUCAACACUGCCCAGUGCAUGUUCGCACUCCUUAAGUCGGGGCGCCUGCAGAACCGCUUAAGGGAUAUAGAGGUUCUGGCGCUGAUGAUCGCUACUCUCUGCCAUGACCUGGACCACAGAGGAGUCAACAACUCCUUCAUACAAAGGAGUGAACAUCCACUGGGCCAGCUUUACUGCCACUCCACCAUGGAGCACCACCAUUUUGACCAGUGCCUCAUGAUCCUCAACAGUCCAGGCAACCAGAUCCUGAGUGGCCUCUCCCUGGAAGAGUACAAAUGCACCCUGAAGAUGAUCGAGGGAGCGAUUUUAGCCACCGACCUGGCUCUGCACAUGAAGAGACGAGAGGAGUUCUUUGAGCUCACGCGCGACCGACACUUUGCUUGGGAGUCCGAUCACCACCGGGACUUACUUCGGUCGAUGCUGAUGACUGCGUGCGACGUGUCCGCAAUCACCAAGCCCUGGCCGGUCCAAAAGAGGAUCGCGGAGCUGGUGGCCACCGAGUUCUUUGAACAAGGGGACAAAGAGCGACAAGAACUGAACGUCGAGCCCUGCGACCUGAUGAAUCGGGAGAAGCGAGAUAAGAUUCCGAGCAUGCAAGUUUCCUUCAUCGACGCCAUCUGCACGCAGUUAUAUGAGACCCUGGCGGGCAUGUCGGACUUUUGUUCUCCUUUGCUGGAAGGAUGCCGGAGCAACCGCCGGCACUGGAAGCGCUUGGCCGAAGAGCGCGACAAAGGCCUGCUCGACGGUCCGGCGUGAGCGCGGAGCGGAACGCUCGUGCGGCUCGCUUAAAUAUCAUUCGGACUUUUUUCGCAUGGGGGGGGGGGGGGAUCAUUUCACAACAACAUGAUACACAGCCAACUGACUCACGAUCCAUCACAAUCAAGCAAUGUAUUAAAAACUGUUUUCCUAACGAUAACGACAUUGGAAGAAAAGCUCCGCACGUCACGACGUCGACUAUUAGCGGAACCGCGGAUGAACUCGGCGUACGAUAUUGCAAUAUUUUGGAAUUGCUCGUG